UAGUAUUUUUAGUUUACAGCAUUAAUUCAAGAGUGCAGGGUGUGUGAACUGCGCUUGCACAGAUGUGUAUAUAACAAACAACAAUAACAUAAGAAUAGAAAUAAAAUUCUUUUAUUUUCUGUUAUAAAUUUGGUGCGAAAAGUGGACUUAAAAUAAUAAAAACAAAACUAAAAUUGGUUUUAUACAAUCCAAUUAUAUUCAAAAUAUCUUUAAAACAAAAUUAAAGGAAAAUUUUGUGAACUAACGAAAACUAAUUCGGCAAAUGAGAGGAACAAUGUGAAGAAUACAGAUUUUGGCUUUUUGUUUACGUUUAUUUUCAAUAUGUAUUGCAGUGUAUGUGCCAUUGUGUAAAACAAGUAUAAUAGAAAGAAAAAAGAAACGCAUUGAGAAAAAGUGCGAAACAUGAGUGAGCGCAGUGAGAGAGAAUACCAGAGAACUUUUAAUAUAGCUGUUCUGUUUGCUUUUGUUUCAAAGGAAAAUAUUCUAUUGUAAAAAAACAGAAAAAAAAAUUAAACAAAAAAAUAGUGAUUACAGAAAAAUAAUGCUGUGCUUAGUGAAGUUGUAGAAAAUUCCUGUAAUAAUACCUCAAUGUACCGGUAAAUAGAGUUAGUAAUAAUUGCAAAUGAAAAUUUAUUUAAAAGAUAGGGUCUUGAAUACAGUGGGAAAAACUUAAAUAGAAAAAAAUAAAAUGUUGUUACCUCCGUUAACAUUUAACAGAAGCCGGUUACAGUCUCUGUCCCUGGGAAUACUGUUAUUAUAUAUGGUAACCGGCUGUCAAAGCCAUUUGAAUUUGUAUCUGAAUCCGCAGGAAGUAAUGCGUCUAUUAGGUGUAUCAGCUGAAGUAUAUUAUGUGCGUGACGGUCAAAUCAACAAUUACGCCUUGAAUUUUAUAGUACCGGUGCCGGCUAAUAAACGUGAAAUCAGUUUUACUUGGCAAAGUUUGGCCGGUCGUCCGCUGCCUUAUAGCAUCAAUGUAUUGACUUCAGAUCAAACAGUGUUGCCACGUCCCUCGCUUAACAUCUCACAAAUCGGAGAGAUUCCCACGAGCGUACAGACUUUUUCAAUUGGUAUGAAAUGUUCAGGUGUACGAGCGGCCGAAGUAGAUGUCACCAUUUCCAUUGAAGUCAUAUUAAAUCGGGCUCUAAACAAUGUAACUCAUUUAGUUUUUCGUCGAAAGAAAAUCUGUUUACUAGCGGAGGAAGAACAGGAAAGUAAUCUUGAUGAUCCCUUAUUGCUGGAAACACUAGUACCGCCUCCCACAGGCCUUAUUACCCUAGCAGUGGGAAGCGUUUUAGCUUUUGCUUUAGUUCUAAUACUUCUAGUCGCCGCAUACUGUGUGCGCGGUUCAGCGAAACGACAAAAUCACGGUCAACCCAUGCGAACUUCAAGUUUUCAAAGGUUAAACACUAAUCCACCGUGCCAAUCUGCUUCGUAUAUAACACCGUCUGUAAUAGCGCCCAUACAUAAUUCACUGCCACGAAAACUUGAACCUCAGCAACCGGAAGAAUUGCAUCGUCGUAUAUCAGAACUUACUGUAGAGCGUUGCCGUGUUCGACUAUCAAAUCUUUUGCAAGAAGGUACUUUUGGCCGUGUUUAUCGCGGCACUUACAACGAAAAUCAAGAAGUUCUAGUUAAAACUGUCGCGCAACACGCCAGUCAAAUGCAAGUCUCUCUACUGCUACAGGAAGGCAUGUCCCUAUAUGGAGCCUCCCAUCCUGGCAUCCUAUCUGUUUUGGGUGUUUCGAUUGAAGAUCAUACGACGCCCUUUGUUUUAUACCCAGCCGCAAACAAUGCAAGAAAUUUAAAAAUGUUUCUAUUAGAUCCUUCUUGUGCCCGAACUAUUACUACCAUACAAAUUGUACAGAUGUGCACUCAUCUAUCAACUGCUUUAAGUCAUCUGCACAGUCAUGGAGUUGUCCAUAAAGAUAUUGCUACGAGAAAUUGCGUAAUCGAUGACCAAUUGCGCGUAAAAUUAUCAGAUAGCUCACUAUCACGAGAUUUAUUCCCCGGUGAUUAUAAUUGUUUAGGUGAUAGUGAAAAUCGUCCUGUUAAAUGGAUGUCAUUAGAGGCAUUGCAGCAGAAACAGUUCUCAGAGGCAAGCGAUUCCUGGUCUUUCGGAGUGCUGAUGUGGGAACUGUGUACAUCAGCCAAAACGCCCUACGCCGAAGUUGAUCCUUUCGAGAUGGAACAUUAUCUAAGAGACGGCUAUCGCUUAGCGCAGCCUUUCAAUUGCCCAGACGAGCUUUUUACCAUAAUGGCUUACUGUUGGGCUCUGUUGCCAAAUGAACGUCCAACGUUUUUGCAAUUACACGGCUGUUUAUCAGAAUUUUAUGCUCAAAUUACACGUUACGUGUAAUUUGCGGUAUGUACAUGUAUACUCGGCCAACCAAUACUCUUCAUAAAUACUGCUUCUUCUCGUUCUCUCUUCUACACUACUAUGCUCCAUUUCAUACACUAUUACUAUUAUUACAACUUUAUCUAACGAAACAAGAACCAUUUUAUGUUUGGUAUUACGUUUGUUAAUAUUUUCCUCUUUAAAGCGGAUCUAUAGUUGAUAAGUGUUUAGUACCAAAAUCCUCCAUUAGUUUACGAAUAAGAGAAAAAAAAUUGAAAAA
Molecule: messenger RNA, 2615 nt
Organism: Glossina fuscipes
Lineage: Eukaryota; Metazoa; Arthropoda; Insecta; Diptera; Glossinidae
Gene: dnt
Product: tyrosine-protein kinase Dnt
Exons: 4
Coding region: 689-2356 (555 amino acids)
Biological process (GO): protein phosphorylation; axonogenesis; cell surface receptor protein tyrosine kinase signaling pathway
Cellular component (GO): signaling receptor complex
Molecular function (GO): ATP binding; protein kinase activity
Source: RefSeq, a predicted model, not a curated record